AAAAGUAAGCAAAGUAAACAGGGGGUACCGCAGAUAUGUGUGCAGUUUAUAGCGUGCUUCUGGUCAUUUGAAAUCGAUACUGCAAACCAGGACUGACAUAGAUAUAGCAAUGGAAAAAGUAUCUUUAAUAUAGCUCGACCUUCUGUUAGCAAUCGACCAGUUUAUUCGUAGUUGUGCUUAAAGUCCGCAAGACAGCACGGAAAACCAGCCAGCCAUAUCCGCGCCUGCGCUUUCGCAGCACCGGUGUGAGUUGCUUAUAAAUUGAUGCGCUUUCUGCUGCAUUUUUGAAACGCUUCCGUGGGCGACAGAGAGGAUCUUGCGCGAAUGCGCACCGCAGCACUGCAGUUCGCAGGCGCGGAGCUGUUGAACCGUUGCGCGUACCGUCGCUUCCUUUGCAACGGGAAAUGCCGUUCUCUUCAACGUAAAGGAUACCACCGGAGCGGCAGCCUGUAGCGUACGCAAUGGCUGACGAAAAUGACGAUACGACCGAACAGCCCAUCUCGGCUUUCAGGCUUAGAGCCCGCAAGGGAGCUCUGAAGAAAAAGAACGUUUUCGAAGUAAAGGAGCACAAAUUCAUCCCGAGGUUCUUCAAGCAACCGACCUUCUGCAGCCACUGCAAGGAUUUUAUAUGGGGCUUCGGAAAGCAAGGAUACCAGUGCCAAAUAUGCAGCUUCGUGGUCCACAAACGAUGUCACGAAUUUGUGACAUUCAAGUGUCCGGGGAGGGACAAAGGGGUCGACUCGGACGAUGCCAGAACAAAGCACCACUUCGUCAUCCAGACCUACACAAGCCCGACGUUCUGCGACCAUUGCGGAUCUCUCCUGUACGGUCUGAUUCAUCAAGGAUACAAAUGCAAAGCGUGCGACAUGAAUGUACACAAGCGGUGUCAGGAGAGUGUACCGAACUUGUGUGGGUGUGACCACACGGAACGCCGCGGACGCAUCCACCUCAAGGUAUCUGCGAUUAACAACAAGCUGGUUUGUGAAGUGCGACAGGCACGCAACCUCAUCCCCAUGGACCCUAAUGGAUUAUCGGACCCGUACGUCAAACUGAAACUGAUCCCUGACAUUGGCGAUUCGGUGAAACGCAAGACAAAAACUAUCAAAGCAUGCCUUAAUCCAGAGUGGAUGGAAACGUUGUCCUUUGACCUGAAACCAGAAGACAAGGACCGGCGGCUACUGAUCGAGAUGUGGGACUGGGACCGGACAUCACGAAAUGACUUCAUGGGGUCUCUCUCGUUUGGCAUCUCUGAAAUUUUGAAGCAGCCCGCGGAGGGAUGGUUCAAGCUGCUCACUGCCGAGGAGGGAGAAUUCUACAAUGUCCCAGUCCCUCCAAACGAUCGGGACAUCACGGAGUUCAAGAGCCAGAUGCGGGCCAUGCCAAGGAAUAGGGGAACAAGCGGUGUCAGGAAGGGGCUUCCCGCGGGGGACUCUUUGUCUGACAUUCCGCACAACAUGGGAAAACAGGAUGUGAUUAGAGCGUCUGACUUCAACUUUUUAAUGGUGCUGGGAAAGGGCAGCUUUGGCAAAGUGAUGCUGGCCGAAAGGAAAGGCACGGACGAACUGUAUGCCAUCAAGAUUCUCAAGAAGGACAUCAUCAUUCAGGACGACGAUGUGGAAUGUGCCAUGGUAGAGAAACGGGUUCUGGCACUUCCUGCCAAGCCCCCGUUCCUGGUCCAGCUGCACUCGUGCUUUCAAACCAUGGACCGGCUAUACUUUGUAAUGGAGUACAUCAACGGAGGUGAUCUCAUGUUUCAAAUACAACAGUGCGGGAAGUUCAAAGAACCGGUGGCUGUAUUCUACGCUGCAGAAAUUGCCAUCGGACUGUUCUUUCUUCACGCGAGGGGUAUCGUCUACAGAGACCUGAAGCUGGACAACAUUCUCUUGGACCAAGACGGCCACAUCAAGAUUGCCGACUUUGGCAUGUGCAAGGAAGGCAUUGCAGGAGACAAGACAACAAAGACGUUUUGUGGGACGCCCGAUUACAUUGCACCCGAGAUCAUCCUCUAUCAGCCGUAUGGAAAGUCUGUUGACUGGUGGGCAUAUGGAGUCCUGCUGUACGAAAUGCUUGUGGGACAGCCUCCGUUUGACGGCGAAGACGAAGAAGAACUGUUUGCGUCGAUCACGGACCACAACGUUUCCUACCCAAAGUCAUUAUCAAAAGAAGCUAAGGAAGUGUGCAAAGGGUUCCUGACCAAGAACCCAUCAAAGCGCCUGGGCUGCAGCUCGUCGGGCGAGGACGACGUCCGGACGCAUCCGUUCUUCCGUCGCAUCGACUGGGACAAGAUAGAGAACCGCGAGGUUCAGCCUCCAUUCAAGCCUAAAAUAAAACAUCGCAAGGACGUUAGCAACUUUGACAAGCAAUUUACGAGCGAGAAGAUAGACCUGACACCAACGGAUAAGCUGUUCAUGAUGAACCUGGACCAGACAGAGUUCAUGGGUUUCUCCUUCCUCAACCCGGAGUUCGUUGAGCACGUGUGAAUGUAUAGUAGCAUGACCUUCCACCUGCCUUUCGAAACAUUUAUGUUCCUGCCUCAUAGGUGGUGCCAGUGCGAACAAAGCUAUGUGAUCCUCCAGGUUUCUUCCCACUGGUGAGUGACGACUCACGUGCUGUCGUCUGCCAUGCUGUAGCUGUAACUAGGGUUCCAUUUCUUUCUUUUUUUUGCUUCUUUUUGCUAUGACAACAGUCGUGUCAUACAGUGAUUAUGUUUUAAAAAUAAGAACGAAACCCAAUUUUUAACUUUGGCGUUACAGUGAAUUCAGGUGGUUGGUAUCAAGCAAAUGACUCAAGCACCGCGGGGUUUCUCUGAAACUACAGUGAUUGUCGAGCGCGAGUCAUUACGUGAACUGCCAAAGAGUCAGUACCUUUCUAUGAGAACGUACAAACGCAUUCUGUGUACAGAAAUGUGCGUUAGACACUAUAAAGUAGACACGAUUAUUUCUACUUUUUCUAUGGGUAUAAAAUACCAAAACAACAGAACUUUUGAAGCAGGCAAGAAGUCUGGAAACGUGGAACCCAAGCUACAACAGCGAAUCUCCUGCAGGGAAACUUAGUGUGCAGCUUACGAGAUAUACUAGUUGUUACAAUGUAAUUUUGGAGAUCUCCUAAAGUUUGACGGGGAACAAAAGAAAAAGGUUGCUACAUAUUGCCCCGGUCGUCGAAGGUUGUGGUAGUCCAGUUUCAUACUGAGUUAUGUAACUUGAUUAUAUCACAGUAUAGUAUUGUUGUGAUAUAAUGCAGUUGCUAUUGAGGGGGCACAAUGUACAUAAUUGUCACAUAGGUGAAUAUAGAAUAGCUUAGGUAGUUCAAUAAUAUCAACAAAUAUAGAAAGACAAAACUGUAAGCAGCAUAUUAAAGCCCUCUCCAUUUCUUUCUAGCCAGUUUAGGUGAAAUUGUGUUACAUAACUUGUACAUUCAAUUUAUGUGCACUGAGCCAGAAAAGUGUGCAAAAGACAAUGCAGAAUAUGGCUUUUUCAAAUAGGAAUAUAUGGGAGCCAGCCCAGUUUUGUUUUGUUUAUGCUUCACAACACCACUGUUUACGAGAGGUUUACAAGACCACACUAGAAUAGUUCAAAGUUCACAGCUCAAAGUUGAAAUGAAGGGGCUUGCUUGACUCCUUUUUGAAAGUAGAGAAACAUGCUGAAGUAUCAUUAAUUUUUAGUCAAAUUUGAGGUGAAGUUUAAUUGGAAUCAAGAUGGAACGUUUGCAAAUUCUUAGUCAGUCAGCCUUAUCAAUCGGACGAGUUGAAUAAAAAAAUUUUAUUUGAAGCGUAUCUUCCUUUCAGGCUUGGUGUGUUGGAACCUAGUUUGCAACUAUUAAAUAUUGAUUUGAUAGCUUUUUUGUGCAGAUUUCUACUUUAGCAUUAAUGUGCCCUUUCAAUAGUGCCAUUGAUUAAAUUGCUCUUUGAUCAGCAAUUGAUGUAUCAAGGCUAGCCAUUUAUACCUAUAGUACAAGCUUUUCAAGAUCUCCAAGAUUGACUGUUGCCUCUCUCUUUCAAGAUAAUGCCGAGACCUUUGUGUAGAAGCCUGCUAGCUCUAUCAGGUAUCAUGAGUACCCUUCACAAAGGGUCUUUUAAUUCUUGUUACAAGCUGCCUGUUUUUCUUACCACUGUUGUAUCGUUGCAUGUCAUUUAAAUAUACUUUUACAUACCGUAGAUUAGCCUGAAAUUCAGGUUGCAUUGCCUUGCAACAUCCACAGUGUCUGCAAAUUUUACUUGCAUGCAUGUUUCUAAUUAUUAAAAAAAUUUAGGGAACAGUGCACGUCUCUACAGCAUAGAUCUGUAGCAGAGCUUGUUCUAGUUUGAAACUUUUGUUCCAGCAUCUGCCUCAGAAGGUCAACAGUACUGUAGGUGUUUUGGAUUAGUACAAACAGUUUCUUUGUAAAAAGUAACCGCAUUGUCACGUCUUUUAUUUACGUCAACGAGAAUGCACAUUCGAAUGAUCUCCUGUAACUGCUCAACAUCUUGUGGAAUGUUCCUCAUUACGCUGUUGGCUUUUAAAUCCAUUGGUAGCUUUUUAUGAAUAUAUGCUUAAAUGGUUUGACCACCACAUUCUCGCUUCACCCUCAGUUGUCCCCACUGACUAGUGCACUUCGAGCGGUUCGCUCUUUGAUUCUUGAAGUGCGCUCUGCCAGAGCAGAAUACACCCGCUGUUCCCUCCACUCAGGGUCACACUGGUCCAUCUUCCAGCACCCCUCGAGUUCCCCGAAGGAGCUUCACAGUGCAGAUGACAUAAAUACACACAUACAAUAGUCGGACACCCAUAUGGUCAGAUUGUACAACGGAUGCAGUGCAUGACUGAAGCGAUAAGAAGUAGGGGUGGAUUCAGACCCUGAGUUUUGGGGGGGGUUCUUUGCUGAAGCGUCUAGUGUGGGAGGGGAGAGAGGGAAAUCCAAUGUAUAAACUGACGUUAAACUGACUCCUCCUCCUCCUCCUCCUCCUCCUCCUCCUCCUCCUCCUCCUCCUCCUCCUCCUCCUCCUCCUCCUCCCUGGAUCCGCCACUGUAAGAGGGGGCCACUGCAACACACACUCGGCUCAAGGGGUUCCUGACGGUGGAGCGGGAAUAUGGCGGAGACAGUGUAUUCACACGAGCGACACCGUCGCGGAAGAUUCUAGUGGAAGAGGAAGCGAAAACACUGCUCACAGAGCCAAAGUUCCGUCCCGCGUUAUGUUGAGCAUUCACACGCUGCGGAAUAUUGGGAGUGGCGUACUGCGCGUUUAGCAGACGACACCGUCAGCAUCUUUUCCUGUCGUCUGCUAUGGAAUAUCUUGUGGCUGUGUCGCAGGAUAUUCCCCACGGUAGCAGUGUACGCGAAGACGCGAUGUUGAGCGCUCGCGCUCACAUGGUAGUAUAGAAAGGUACUAUGACGUUUUCCCGCAUCUUCCGCUGUAGUAUUCUAGAGAAUGUCGUUCGUGUUAAUACACGGUGAGUCUCAUUGCCUUGCAAGGAAGACAAGCAAGCUAGUAUAUUUUAAAUCCUUGUGCAGAAAGCACAAUGUAUAGAAGGUGUAGUCUUUGGCAAACUGCACUCUACUUGAAUUGAAUUGUUCAAAGUGUCUGUCGUGUGUGCUUCCCUUACUUGUUCUUUUUUUUUUUUUUUUUACACUUCUGUGUAAUAUCUUAUUUGCACACAGUAAGCACACAGUAAGGUCCUUAUUUCACAGUGUAUGCUCUAUUGGUACAGAAACAUGAUCGUAACGCCUCUAAGUCAAAGCAACGGUGUGGGCGAGCUGGUACAUACUGACACAAAAAACAGUGCACAAACAGUUUUUUGUGUCAGUAAUGCCUCUAGCAUAGAAACUGCUGCUUCCUUUUUGCGAGACAUUUGUAACAAACAUUACAGUAUACGACUACAUUCCUUUAAAUUUAAGUAGCAUAAAUUUGUACAAAUUUUACAAGUUGUGAAGAAAAAUCUAUACAUCCUCUCACAGCUUCAGUCAUUGACCCAAAAAAUAACUAGUUCAGAGGAGUAGUUCAGAACAAAGUUCUUGACUCUUAUGGGAGUAUAUGUAGUCCUAGUUCAAAGACAAAACUUUAUAGAGUCUAGCAGGGGUGUAGUGCGAGGUGGUAGACUGUCCUGCUUCAAAUUGGCUUCCCCUGCAAUUGUGGCAAUGACCUGGAGAUGUGGUACUUGAGCUUGUAAUGCGCCACAUUUACCAACCUGUGUAACAUACACAACGUUACCUUGUGCUUUUGCACACCCGUGUUCUUCCACUCGCAGAAUAACAGAUAUAACUGUUAUACUAUAUAAUGUGGCAUGCCAAGGGAGAACGUUACGUGGGUGAGGCAGCAUAUUCACGUUUUCCGUUAGUUACAUCAUCAAAGAAUCUAAGUGCUGUUUUUAUCUUUGCAUUAUUACAUAAUCUUUACAUUAAAGCGCUGAUUACCUUUAACACCUGGUUCUUAUUUGACAACAGUUUUCGGCAAGAACCUGGCAUGUUGUAUCUGAAGUGCUCGAAUUUUUUGCAGAUGUCUUUGAAAUCCUCGAAAUUGUUUGCAGUAAUUGCAUGGCGUCUUACUGGUCACAAUACACACAGUGUAAUAUUUCGAACUUUGAUAUCAUUUUCCUCACACAGCGUACAGCUAUACCUAAAGAUGUUCACUGCAUAAUUUAUGUAAACAUGCCUUUCUGUUUGUAUUCACUGGUACAGUAGGAAAGGCUAUUUAAUGCAGGGAGGAUAGUUUUACUGGGGUGCUCAUUGUCAGCGUCAAUCAUUUGGCAACCAUGCCAUUUAUUACGACGGCACUUCUCACAGUAUUCUGUUACCUAGUAUCCACGUGAACGACUUCAUUGAGGGAGAUAUCGAUGGAGGGGACCAAGGAGAAAAGAACACUCAUGAAGAUAUCAUGGAAGGAAUGCCAAGAGUAUCCAAAUAUUGUGGAGGAGGGGCAGGGCUGCUAGCAGACGACAAAGCAGCAGAGGAUAGAAUGUGCUGUAGCAAGCCAAGAGGAUGUGCCAUAAGGCUGCUCCUUUGCUAACGUUGCUCCUUUAGUCGGUAUCUCACCGGAUAAAGUCGCGCGUGCAUACACUUGGUAACUGCGGUUUCUUAGUUCUUGAAGCCAUGUAGCUGUCCGGAAUUAACUGCAACUUUCGUUGUGUUAGUCCUACAUUGUCCUAAGCCAAUGUUUUUAGGCAUUUGUUUUAGUUCACUGUCAGCCAGAACUAAAACUUUAGGGCACUCUGCUGUAGCCGACAGUGCACGGCAUCUUCUCAGAUGAUCUUCAAGUAGCCCAUCACUACAAGAACUGUAAACAAUACCGGGAAACAUGUUGUGCGGUUCUUUUCAACAUUGCCUUGGCAUGUGACGUGCUAGCUGUUAGACCAGAGAAGCAAAUUGACAGAAGACCUUAAUAUUUUUAUGCACAUAAGAGCUUGAAAUGCAUCACCAACAUUUUCAUCUGUUUGUGUGUUGAAAUGUUGUUGUGAAUGAUUUUCUCAAGAGUCUGCUAACACUGGUUGCUGUUGUCGCAUAUAUUUUGUGCAUUAAUUAGGGAUUUUGCUCUUUUGAGUGAGUUACAAUGACUUAGUUCGAAUGAGAUUUUUCCUGUUUAUUUGCAAUAAUAAUUGCUUCUUUUAUCACUCUAGUAAACCUUCACUUUUCAUGUUUGAUCUCUAGCUGUUCACAUACACUUGCACCUCUAUCUCCUUACACCCGUUUGGAUGCACGGUCAUGUGCCCUUUCCCAUUAACGCUCUGGAAAUCCCUUGAAAACAUUUAUAUUUUUCGUGCAAACUCGCGCUGCGGCCCAUGGCCAUAUUUUAUCGUAAUGUUGUCAUGACCUUUGUUGUAGUUGCACCAUUAUAUAAACACAAAAUCAAAUCAAAAUCAGAAUCAAUCAAUCAUGCUGUGGCAAAUGCAAUCAGACGGAAUAGAUAGAGGGAGUAUAAAUGCAAGUUGUUGCUAGCCAUGUUGACUGUAUGUUUAAGGCAUAUGGUUUUAUAUGCAGCAAAUGUGGUGAAAGCAUGUUUUGAGUUGCCACAUGUGAGGAAGACUUCGUCUUUCUUUGUGUUCAUUCCAGACAUAAAAGUGUAACUUUUCUGGUUUCUACCUCACGUUUCUUCUUUUCCUUGAGUAGACAGUAUUAAAAGCAUCACACUUGUU
Messenger RNA from Ornithodoros turicata, 8099 nucleotides. RefSeq names its product protein kinase C, brain isozyme-like (gene Pkc53E). The record is from RefSeq and is a predicted model, not a curated record. NCBI's taxonomy places the organism in Eukaryota, Metazoa, Arthropoda, Arachnida, Ixodida, Argasidae. Gene Ontology annotation, molecular function: zinc ion binding; ATP binding; diacylglycerol-dependent serine/threonine kinase activity. Gene Ontology annotation, biological process: intracellular signal transduction; peptidyl-serine phosphorylation. The transcript has 14 exons. The coding region runs from base 462 to 2480 and encodes 672 amino acids.